AUGAAGGUGCACUUGAGGAUUCACACUGGAGAGAAACUAUUCCAAUGCAAAGAAUGUGACAAAGGUUUCCCUACCAAGCAAUACCUGACCAAACACACGCUGUUCCACACAGGGGAGAAAUCCUACCCGUGUAAGGACUGUGGGAAAGGCUUCGACCAGAGGGAAGACCUUGAACAGCACCAGUCAACUCACACGGAGGAGAAGCCACAUGGUUGCAUAGAGUGUGGCAAAUGUUUUAAAGACACUUACCAUCUGGCCAGACAUAAGCUGGUUCACACAGGGGAGAGACCUUUCACGUGCACUGUGUGUGGACGGGGCUUCAGCACCCAAGGCAACCUGAAAGUUCACCAGCGGAUUCACACCGGAGAGAAACCCUAUCGCUUGUCCUCGGCCAUAGUGUCCUCGGCCAUAGUUUCCUCGGCCAUAGUGUCCAGUGUGCCAUAG
Oncorhynchus gorbuscha (pink salmon) is the source of this 444-nucleotide messenger RNA. Its product is annotated as gastrula zinc finger protein xLCGF3.1-like. NCBI's taxonomy places the organism in Eukaryota, Metazoa, Chordata, Actinopteri, Salmoniformes, Salmonidae. Gene Ontology annotation, biological process: negative regulation of transcription by RNA polymerase II. Gene Ontology annotation, molecular function: DNA-binding transcription repressor activity, RNA polymerase II-specific. The record is from RefSeq and is a predicted model, not a curated record. Bases 1 to 444 code for a protein of 147 amino acids. The transcript has 2 exons.